CCCCAGCCCCAAACCCCACUGCCUCGUGCCCCCCCAACCCCAAAACGUCGGCCCCCAUCGCCCCUUUCCCGUCGCACCCCCGCGCCGCUGGGGCGCAGCGGGUUCGGCGCUGGCUCCGCCGCCGCCGGGUGAUUCAUCCCCAAGCAGCCCUCCCCGCGCCAGGAGCUGCCAAAAAUAGGGCUGCGGGGAGAGCUGAUGGGGUGGGGGGGGGGGGGUGUAUGGGGUGUGGGGGGGGGAUAAACCCUCCAAAUAACCUCCCCUGCCUCCUUCCCCCUCGCUAAACCCGCGGCCGGCCGGGAUGGCGGCCACCGGGAGACGGCUCGGAGCCUCCAUCGCCCCCACCCCGGGGACCCCCCCACGGCGCUGGGGGGGGCCACGCUCCGGUUACCACGGGCCACGCCACGUCCCGGCCCCGCGUCCCCCUGACGCCCUGCGAUCCCUCACCCCGCGUCCCCCCACCCCGAGCGAGGAUGCUCCAGGACCACCCCGACCCCGCCGCGUCCCCCCUGCCCUGAGCGGGCGAUGCGGCUCCGGGCUCCUCGGCACCGCCGCGCUCCGUCCCGGUGGCUCUGAGCGUGCCAUGCCCAGCCCCGUGCGGCGCCCCCCGGGGCCCGCGGCGCCCCCCGGUUUGGCCAUGCUGCCCGCGGACGGCUCGGCCCUGCUGCGAGCCGUGGCCCAGGGUAAAUUUCGUCUCACCCGGCUGCUGCUGGAAGGGGGAGCCUACAUCAACGAGGAAGCCGCCGGGCAGACGCCGCUGAUGGCCGCGUGCCGGGCGCGUUACGCCGACCCCCUGGAGCAGCCCCGAAUGGUUCGGUACCUCCUGGAGAACGGCGCCGACCCCAACAUCCCCGACAAAACGGGCAAGAGCCUGAUGCACGCCUGCGCCGAGCGCGCCGGGGCCGCCGUGGCCGCCGUGCUGCUGGCCCACGGCGCCGACCCCAGCGCCCGCGAUUACGCCGGUGCCUCCGCUCUGGUUUACGCCAUCAACCGGGGCGACCGGGAGACGCUGCAGGCGCUGCUGGACGCCUGCAAGGCGCAGGGCAAGGAGGUGAUCAUCAUCACCAGCGACACGUCGCCCUCGGGCACCAAAACCACGCGGCAGUACCUCAACUCGCCCCCCUCGCCGGGGCUGGAGGAGAAGCGCUCGCCGGCGCUCUGCAUGUCCCCAUCCGACAUCGAGGUGCGCACGGCGGCCUCGCCGCGCGGCAGCGAGAAGGAGGAGGAGCGCGACGUCUUCCGCUUCCCACCGCCGCCACCGCCGGUUGCCGCCACCACCGCCACCGUGCCGGAGCCCCCCGCCGGGGGCCGGCCGCUCAAACGCCUCAACUCGGAGCCCUGGGGGUUGGUGGCCCCGGGGGUGGAGGCAUCGCGGGUCCCCCCGGAGCGUUUGGCACCGGGGUUGGAGGGGCUGAGCCUCGGCACGCGGCCCCGGCGUCACAGCGUCGAGGGCAGGGAGGCCGCGGGGUUGGCGGGGGCGGCCUGGGCCGAGCGGGUGCCCCCGGCUUGCCCCCAGCCCCUGGCCCGGCGCAACACGGCCCCCGAAGCGGCGCGGGUCAAAGCGGGGCGCCGCGAGCCCCCCGACCCCGAGGGUUGCCCUUGGCCCCCUUCGCCACCCCCCUCGCCGGGGCGCGGGCGGCGCUGCGCGGCCUCGGCCAUGCCGCUGCCGACCCCCGAGUCCCCCCCCGGUGCCCGGCGCCGCGCUCCCGGUUUGUUGGAGCGCCGCGGCUCCGGCACCCUCCUGCUGGAGCCCCUGGCUUCGGGGCGCGCCGGUUUCUUGCCCCCCCUGCACGCCGGCCCCCACCCCCCCGGCCCCCGAGGGCUCCCGGUUCCCGGCUCGCCCAAGGGGCGCCGCAAGCUGCUGCGCCGCCACUCCAUGCAGACGGAGGAGAUGCGGCUCCUGGCCAACUUCCAGAGCGCCCUCAGCCUGGAGCCGGGCACCUAAGGGGCCCCACGGCCCCCCCGGAGCCAUGCCCGCAGCGUCCCCUUCCCUGCCCUCGUGUGCCGGCCCGGAGGGGGUCCCGGUCCCGGUCCCGGCUGCCGUGGGGACACCCCGUGAAGGGACCCUGCUCGUGGGCUGCCGGCCUCUCCCGUGGUGGCCGUGAGCCUGCCGGGGCAGCGGAGACCCCCCCACGGCACAGGCACCGGUGGGGGUCUCCCCGGGCUGGCUGCUGGCAACGUUCACUCUGAAGCCUACUGAGGCUGCGGGGGGGACCCGAAAAAACUCUUCCCUUGCUGCCGCUGGCAGAACCUUUGCACGUUCGGCAGGAGCUGGCACCCCCCGGCUCCCCGCAUCUUCAUCUUCAUCUUCAUCCCGCUCCUUCCUCCCCCCCCCCCAGCACCGCUUCUCUCCGUGGAUCUCGCGGCAGCAGCGACAACCGGACCCCACCUCCUGCUUCCCCCCCCCCCUUUUUAGGUCCAGCUUUUGGGGGGGG
This is a messenger RNA of Anas platyrhynchos (mallard), 2432 nucleotides long. It is a transcript of the gene ANKRD34A, whose product is annotated as ankyrin repeat domain 34A. Gene Ontology annotation, molecular function: protein binding. Lineage: Eukaryota; Metazoa; Chordata; Aves; Anseriformes; Anatidae. The record is from RefSeq and is a predicted model, not a curated record.